AGAGAAUGUUGCAUAGUCGCGCACACGUCCAAGGGUUCUACAGUUUUAUUUAUUUUUUUUUUUUUACCAAUAACACAACAUAAAUCAGUGCACUAAAAUCCAAUUGUCAGUGAGGUGAUGUGAACCUGCAGCUCAACUCCGAUCAGUAUAGAUAUACUUAACUCCGAAACUAUCAGCGGACGAAAGUGCAAGUGUUGCAUCGCUAACCAGUAGACCUUGAUUUAUUUUCUCUCCCCCAUCACGUUCUCGGCGAGCGACCGCUCUCUUAUCAACACACCAGCAGCCUUACCUGCGCCUUGGAUGUUCCAUCGUAACCACCAGCACCACCCGCAGGUAUUACGUAACGUAGUGGACGGACGUAAAACGUGACGAGAAAAGGGCACUUUAUUUCAAAAGUGCGGAUAAACAAGAUAGGGGACGGCGGAAGAAAAAGGGGCUGCCGUGACUUGCCAUACCCAUAUUGCCUAUACCCCGCAAUAGGCCCGGUACCCAAUGCUAGUGGUGAUGGUGUCGCGUGAAUGCGAUGACGGUGUCUCGAGCCGCGGUGGCUCCAUGGCACCGGGCCAACAUCUAUAAGUUCCUCUUCUGCAUCGUCUGCAUCCUCAUUGCCCUGCAAUAUCUACUCAACGGCGCCUUCGAUCGGAAAUACAUCGAGAAUAUUUUCACCAUCAACACCAGCCGGCCACCGCACCAGCGAGCCUUCGUGGUGUACGACUCGGGCGUGACGCCAUCAGCUUCGACAGGCGGUGAGGAAAAUGACGAGGUCCCCGGCCCGGUAGUCGGCGGCCCCGGCAACGCGAGCGGCACCAUAGCCCCGAUGUCGAGGCUCGGCAAUGGCUCGGCGUCCAACACGCCGCCGCUGCAGGAGGAAGCCGCACACCCGCAGCCGACGAGUCUAAGCGGCAACGGCUUCAGCAGUACACCAACGACCGUCAACUUGACCUGUCCCUCCACCCCACCGAAUCUCGUGGGCCACGUGGCAGUGAGCACGUCGCCCCCGGACUUGGCGGAGAUGGAGAAGGCCUUCGCCAAGGUGAAACAAGGCGGCAAGGGUGCCCCGGAGGAGUGUCAGGCGCUCUAUAGGGUGGCGAUCGUCAUACCGUUUCGCGACAGGUUCCAGCACUUGUUGACUCUGUUGUACAACCUACAUCCGAUGCUGCUGCGCCAGCAGCUCGACUACCAGAUCUUCGUCGUCGAGCAAGAAAAAAAUUUGCAAUUUAAUCGAGCCACGCUCAUGAACAUCGGCUUCGUGGAGGCUCUGAAGGAGCGGCCGUUCGACUGCUUCAUCUUUCACGACGUGGAUUUGCUGCCCGAGAACGACAAAAACAUUUACAACUGUCCGAAGCAGCCGAGGCACAUGUCCAUGGCCAUCGACACUUUUAACUACAGGCUGCCCUACGCUGACCUAUUCGGAGGUGUCUCAGCCAUGAGAACCGAGCACUUUCGACUGGUUAACGGUUUCAGCAACAUGUUCUGGGGCUGGGGUGGCGAAGACGACGACAUGGCCAAUCGACUCAAGUUCCACAAAUUACACAUCUCCAGGUAUCCCAAGGAUAUAGCUCAGUACAAGAUGCUCGUGCACAAGAAGGAAAAGGCCAACCCCAAGCGGUACGAUGUUCUCAAGAACGGCAGAAAGAGGUUCCUGACGGACGGGCUGAACAGCCUUCAGUACGAGAUCCUGUCGAAGAAGAAGGCAAAGUUGUACACCUGGUUUCUGGUCCGGCUGACGCCGCCUGCGCAGCCCAGCUGAUGGCUCCCGUGGAUCGUCGGGUAAGCUCUUCUGGAACAAGUCGGCGCCGCUACUGCCGCUUCCGACCCGAGGAGAGAACUACUCGAUCGAUCCGCCAGCUACGCUGUGCCGGCAAACGAACGGGGCUGAAAAAAAUAGCCCCUUCAAAGUGAAUGGAAAAAAAAAAGAAAACAAGACAACAAUGAUGAGACGUGACGCAGGUCGUUCCACCACGUGUUUUUUUUUUUCCUCCUCGUCCAAAGAGGGGGAGCUUUGUAGAAAGUCCGAAACAGUGUGUGCAUUGUGAAACUCUACUUGGUACGCAAUGCAGGUAAUUUUUUUUUUCUACAAGCGUUUGUAUUUUAGCGACAAUAGUAAAAAAUCACCGGCUAUUUCUUGACGCGAGUGCGAAAGGUUUCACUACUUGUAUACCAUAUCGAUGAAUUUUAACAAAUCGUACGCUUAAAAGUUUCCUUUUUACAUAGUCAUUGGACGAUUGCCGGCUGAUGUUGCACAGUUCAGUAGGUACAGUUGGAUGUGCUCAAUUUAUCCAAACACGAGUUGUUGUGGAAAAAAAAAAAAAAAAAAAACCUGUAUAAAAGCUAAAACG
Copidosoma floridanum is the source of this 2339-nucleotide messenger RNA. Its product is annotated as beta1,4-N-acetylgalactosaminyltransferase A. Gene Ontology annotation, molecular function: N-acetyl-beta-glucosaminyl-derivative 4-beta-N-acetylgalactosaminyltransferase activity; galactosyltransferase activity. Gene Ontology annotation, biological process: carbohydrate metabolic process; glycosphingolipid biosynthetic process. Lineage: Eukaryota; Metazoa; Arthropoda; Insecta; Hymenoptera; Encyrtidae. The record is from RefSeq and is a predicted model, not a curated record. Gene Ontology annotation, cellular component: Golgi apparatus.